UCGCUUCUCUCAGUCCUGUGGGAAUCAUGUCACUUCUCUCCGGCCACUGCAUUUCCAGACUCCCGGUCCACUGACGCUGCUUCCGCACAGACUCACCUCUAAAAUGGCGCAGCAGAACUCCAGCUGCCACUACAACGAGCCCAUGAGCUUCUUCUACAACAAGAGUGGCGGCGACGACAAGUGGGACUCGGCUCAGCUCAUCCUGGUGCAGGUGGUGGGUUCGCUCUUCUGCUGCUUCAUCCUGGUCUCCAAUGCCAUGGUCAUCGCUGCCGUGGUCACCAACAAGAGGUUCCACUACCCCUUCUACUACCUGCUGGCCAACCUGGCCGCCUCGGACUUCCUGGCUGGCAUCGCCUACGUGUACCUCAUGUUCAACACUGGCCCGGUGUCGAGGAAGCUCACGGUCCGAGGAUACUUCAUCCGCCAGGGCCUCCUGGACAUCAGCCUGUCGGCCUCGCUGGCCAACCUGCUGGUCAUCGCCCUGGAGCGCUACAUCUCCGUCAUGAACUGGAAGGUCCACAGCAACCUGACGAAGCGACGGGUGACGCUGCUCAUUGUGCUGGUGUGGGCCAUCUCCAUCUUCAUGGGCGCCGUUCCCAGCCUGGGCUGGAACUGCAUCUGUGACCUGGACAGGUGCUCGCAGCUGGCGCCCAUCUUCAGCCGGAGCUACCUGAUCUUCUGGUCCGUCUCCAACCUGGUGGUGUUCCUCGUCAUGGUGGCCAUCUACAUGCGCAUCUACACCUACGUCAAGAAGAAGACGUCGGUGCUGACGCCACACACCAGCGGCUCCAUCAACCGCAAGAGGACGCCCAUCAAGCUGAUCAAGACGGUGAUGGUGGUGCUCGGAGCCUUCGUGUUCUGCUGGACUCCCGGCCUGGUGGUUCUGCUGCUGGACGGCCUCAACUGUCAGAGCUGCAACGUGAUGAAGCUGAAGCGCUGGCUGCUGCUGCUGGCCGUGCUCAACUCCGUCAUGAACCCCUGCAUCUACUCCUACAAGGACGAGGAGAUGUGGACCACCUUCAAGAACCUCAUGCGCUGCAUCGGUAAUGGCACGCGGCGGCAGAGGUCCACCAAGGCCAACUCCAGACCACUGAGCUCCGGCCAGGACACCGUCAACAGCCAGCCGCCCUCCGAGGAGAUGAAGAGCGACGACCAGGGGAUCCUCAAAGCCUGAACCAGACCAGGGGAUCCUCAAGACCUGAACCAGACCAGGGGAUCCUCAAGACCUGAACGAGACCAGGGGAUCCUCAAGACCUGAACGAGACCAGGGGAUCCUCAACACUUGAACCCGGCUUCUGUUUGGAACUUUCCACUAAGGAUCGGAGUCGACUCAGAACUGUCUGCAGUCCGUCUCUGGGGCGUUUUCUUGAGGAGCUGUGGUCAGACGAAGAUAAGAGAUCUUCAUGCUCUACUAAUCCCCCCAAUGGACGCCCAGAUGCGCCGUCUUGACAGGAUUUUCUUUGUCCGAUUACACAACAACAGGACUGGUUGUGUAAUGGAGACUCCUGCUGCCGUUUCCUCGUCUUGUCCCUGUGGGUUAUUUAAUACCAAAGGAGUCAUCUUACGUUUACACUUUUACCCCUGGAAGGGUAGAAAUGGUGCAGAACUUUAUCCCGACUGUAGACUUGUGUAUAUCUGCUUGAAUUAUCCUGUAGGUUUACUUCACGUGUAGCUUUUUGAAAGAGAAAUGCUGUAACAGAGGAAGUAGAACUUGUUUGUAUCCAGGAACUAUAAAACUGCAGUUUAAAGGCUCUACUGUAAGAAUCGGCUGGACGGUUUUCUGCUUAUUUAACUUAGGUUAGAGAGUCCCAGCCCUAUGUGGGGAACAGAUAGCAGUCGCUCCUCUUUACUUCCAUCCGUCUGGUUUAUUGUCUAGAUCAGGGGUGUUAAACUUUAGUUUUAGUUCAGGCCAGUUCGAUCUCCAGUAAAAUCACAGCAUAAUAACCUAUAAAUACCAACUCCUAAUGGCUCUUUUGUUUUAGUGCAAAAAAGUUCACAUUUAAAGCGUUAUCUUUGUACAAAACAUCAUGAACAACCUGACGUUUCUGAAGAAAAUUAAGUUCAGUUUCAUCAACAUUCAGCCUCAGUUUAUCAUUUCCACAUCACAACUUCCAGAUCACAGAGUGUCUACAAAGGAACACAACAUUUAGUCGCCUGGAACUGAACCACAGAGGAUUAACUUUAUCAUAACUUUACGAUCAAAACGACAGACAAAAAAGACAAAAAACAACAAAAACAUGAGAAAAUGUUACGAAAAUGAGAAACGACAAAAGCGAGAAACAAAAUGACAAAACGGACAAAAACGAGACAAAAAAUUACACAAAUGACACAAGUCAGACAAAAAAGGCCCAAAAAUGACAAGAACAAGAGAAAAUAUAACAAAAAAGAGACAAAAUGAGAAAAGAACAAUGAACAAUCUAGUAUUUUACUUUCUGAUCCAAACAACUUGUCAUGGUCUAGAAAUGAUUUUAAAUUUAUAGUUUUACUAAUUUACAAUCUGCAGUUAAUGUCUUCUCCGUAAUUUUUACACUUUGAGGGCCUGAUUGGACCCUCUGGAGGACCACUUUUGACCUGCGGGCCGCAUGUUGGACACACCUGAUCUAGACAAACCGAUAAACUCACGGAGUAAAACCUGUUUGCCCUGUAGCAUUUUUACGGAGCUGCUGUCGCUCACCUGACCAGCUGUAGAAGACAUUGCGACACACUGGAUUCCUGCAGGUACAAGGAUGAACAGGAAAUGACUGAAAUGACUGCAAUGCCCACACAGAGUGACUUUAAAAGACUAUCCUUGUACAGUAUUUAUGUCACUUAAACUGCAGAAGACGUCGUUGAAGCUGGGUAGUUUUUAUCCUGGGAGUGAGAGGAAACGUUUACAGCUUCUGCAGCGAGACUUUUAUGACUGCUGGACAUUUUAAAAUCAUCAAACUCGCCGUCUUUGUUACAUAACUUUGGAUUUUUGUUUUUAAAUAGCACAUUAAACAUACACUACCGUUCAAAAGUUUGGGAUAAUCCAGACAAUUCCAUGUUUUCCAUGAAAACUCCCACUUUUAUCCAUGUGCUAACGUAACUGCACAAGGGUUUUCUGAUCAUCAAUGAGCCUUUCAACACCAUUAGCUAACACAAUGUAGCAUUAGAACACAGGAGUGAUGGUUGCUGGAAAUGUUCCUCUGUACCCCUAUGGAGAUAUUCCAUUAAAAAUCAGCCAUUUCCAGCUACAAUAGUCAUUUACCACAUUAACUAUGUAUACACUGGAUUUAUCAUUCAUUUGAUGUUAUCUUCACUGAAAAAAUAAUGCUUUUCUUUCAACAUUAGGGACAUUUCUAAGUGACCCCAAACUUUUGAAUGGUAGUUAAUAAUACAAGGUGUCCCUAAAGUCUGGACAGGAGCCCUCAUUAACUGUAAUGUUUUUACCUCCACAGAUAAAAUAUGGCUUUGUUGAAACAAGAACGAGUUGAGCUGGUACUUCUCAGUGGAUGUUAAGGAUGGACAUAUCGAAAGAUACGAUUAGGGUUAGUAGAGUUAGGAUUAGUAGGGUCAGUGGGGUUACUAGGGUUAAUAGGGUUAAUAGGGUUAGGUUUAGGGUUCACUCACCCAUCCAAUUGUUUGUGGGCAUGUGUCCCUUCAAUCAAUGUGAGCUCCUUAAGGGACCCAGGUAAAAGCACCCAGAAGCAUUUUGUCGGUCAGGGUUCGGCUUGUGGUUGCUUUGCAGAAACCUCCUGGAGUUUGUUAGAAGGGAAGUUCCUAAUGUUUCACCUGACAACUUCAUCAGAAGAGGUGAGAUGUGGGAAGAGGAUGAUGGACUAUUUAAAGGACUUCCUGUAAUGGAGGCUGGCAAUGUGGCGCUAUCUGAUUGGCCUGUCUGCUUCACGUGCCUGACAUUGGUCUCCCUACAAACACCAACGGGUUAGAGUUAGGGUUAUUAGGGGUAGUUGGGUCAGUAGGAGUAGCAAGGUUAGGGUUAGUAGGGUUUGGGUUAGGGAAGUGAUAUUUCUGAGGCUAGCAUGUAUUUUAGUCAUGACCAAUCCUUUAGUUUCAGCUGAUACAUUUGGGCGUCCAGUGUGGGGUUUGUCCAUGACACUUCCCAUUUCUUUAAAGUUCAUAACAACCUUCAUCACAGUGGAAAAGCCAAGUGGAAUCCUCCUUGGAUGAUUAAAUCCAUCUGCUGUCUUUGUCCAUCCUUCAUGUCCACUGAGAAGUACCAGUUUAACUCUUUCUUCUUUCCACAAAGCCAUAUUUAAACUGUGGAGGUAAAACAUUAUAAUUCAUGAGAUUUCCUGUGUCCAGACUUUAGGGACACCCUGUAUCAUGUGUUUUUUCCAACUUUCUUUCUUAGAAACAGAACUCAAAUCUAUAUUUUUUAUACUGUUCCAGAAUUUUAUUUUAUUUUUAUUUUUUACCACUUUUAUAGCCAUGUUAGCAGCUUGACUCAUGGAAGCAUUGUUUGUUUUUUCAGUUGAUCCAUGUCUUUAGCUACAACUAAAAUGUCUUUACAACUGCUGAA
This is a messenger RNA of Acanthochromis polyacanthus (spiny chromis), 4501 nucleotides long. RefSeq names its product lysophosphatidic acid receptor 3 (gene lpar3). The record is from RefSeq and is a predicted model, not a curated record. Gene Ontology annotation, biological process: G protein-coupled receptor signaling pathway. Gene Ontology annotation, molecular function: lysophosphatidic acid receptor activity. The transcript is spliced from 3 exons. Bases 104 to 1174 code for a protein of 356 amino acids. NCBI's taxonomy places the organism in Eukaryota, Metazoa, Chordata, Actinopteri, Pomacentridae. Gene Ontology annotation, cellular component: membrane.